Molecule: messenger RNA, 1407 nt
Organism: Triticum aestivum (bread wheat)
Lineage: Eukaryota; Viridiplantae; Streptophyta; Magnoliopsida; Poales; Poaceae
Product: probable LRR receptor-like serine/threonine-protein kinase At3g47570
Exons: 3
Coding region: 243-1334 (363 amino acids)
Biological process (GO): protein phosphorylation
Cellular component (GO): membrane
Molecular function (GO): ATP binding; protein kinase activity
Source: RefSeq, a predicted model, not a curated record
GGACCGAUGGAUUAAGCGCCAUUCGUAGGACGAGCGCGAUCGGCCCAAUUGCUGGCCGGCCGGCCGUUCCUAAACAUUUACCAAUUUACAAAGACCAUCUGCGAAGGGGCUCAUCGAUAGAACGAAGCUUCCUGUUCACCCGGGCCAUCCAUCAAUAUAAGCACAUCCAGGCUCCACCGAUGCAGCAACCAACACUCCAGCAAAUACGUACAGACACAUAGAUCAAACAAAGUGAAACCCCAAUGGCCUCCAGUUUGCUCAUAAUCAUACUCCCGGGUGCCACUAUAGCUCUUGGUGCUACUGCUUUUUGCUUCUACUCUUGGUGCCUAUCAAUCGGAAAGAAACUUGAGAAAGGCAAGGUCGAAGCUUCUAUUGAUCUGGAAGACCCGGUAAGCCAUCAGUUAAUCUCUCAUGUAGAUCUUGUCCGCGCCACAGAUAAUUUUAGUGAGGAUCACAUGUUGGGAUCUGGGGGCUUUGGAAAAGUUUUUAAAGGCCAACUGAGCAGCGGUUUGGUGGUUGCAAUAAAGGUUCUUGAUAUGCGGUCCAAGCACAGCGUCAAGAGCUUUGACGCAGAAUGUCGUGUGUUCCGCAUGGCGCGUCACCGCAACCUAAUACGGGUAAUUAACACAUGCUCUAACAUGGACUUCAUAGCACUAGUGUUGCAGUACAUGCCCAACGGCAGCUUAGACAUGCUACUUCACCACUCAGAAGAUGGGGGAAGACAAUUCGGGUUUCAUGAAAGGUUAGCCGCUCUGCUCGACGUAUCAAUGGCAAUGGAGUAUUUGCACCAUGGAUACCAUGAAGUGGUUUUGCAUUGCGACUUGAAGCCUAGCAAUGUAUUGUUUGAUGAGGACAUGACUGCACAUGUGGCAGACUUUGGCAUUGCAAGGUUACUACAAUGUGAGGAUAGCUCAACGAUCUCUUCAAACAUGCCGGGUACAAUUGGAUACAUGUCACCAGAGUAUGGAUCAUAUGGAAAAGCAUCACGACUGAGUGAUGUGUUUAGCUACGGAAUAAUGCUCCUUGAAGUUUUUACUGGAAGGAAGCCUACAGAUGCUAUGUUCGUCGGAGAAUUAAGCCUCAGGCGAUGGGUUUACCAGUCAUUUCCUGCAAAGCUGAGCCAUGUCGUUGAUGCCCGGCUACUGCAAGGCUCCUCUUCAAGUUGCAACUUGCAUGGCGACUUUCUUCUGCCGGUAUUGGAAGUUGGUUUGCUCUGCUCCAACGACUCACCUUGCGAUAGGAUAAAGAUGAGCGAUGUGGUCGUUAUGCUAAAAAGGAUUCAAAUGAAGUACACUGCAUGGACAACGGAGACAUCACAGAGUGCAACAUCAUGAUUGAUCACUCUUGCUUCGAUAUAUUAAUGUAUAUCCUUUUAGAAAAUGGAACAUUGUAUUACCCGUUGUCUUA